CCCUUCAUACGUAGGCAAACAUACAAAAACCAAACAACGAGAGAACUUACACUUGAGGUAGUUUUGGGGAAGAUGCCAGUCUGGCUUUUCUAAGUCUGUGUUUAGGAAGAAGGUCAGCUUUAAUUUAACUGAGCACAAGUGACCAGAAAAAAAAAAAGAAAAACGCCUUUUGGUGAUGUUCACAGUCAUCACCACUAGGUGGGGAGAUUGACCUUAUACAGUCUUGUCAGUACAGACAACCACCAAAAACUGGGAAAAUUGGUAGAGAUUAAUGUCCAGAAUUUCAGUAACAUAUUCACAACAGUACUUUAAUAUAUACUGUACACUAAUCAGCAGUACAUCAGUAUUUAUUACAAAGACUAAUUUGAAUAGAUCAUACCUUUGUUUUGUACUUUAUGAGCAUGCAGAUACAAUUCUAUGGCUGUUGUUAUGCAGUAAAUUUGUGCAAAUACUUCAAGGACUAUAAUUGUCUGACUUAGAAUUUCUCUUCACAUGACACUAGCAAGUUUUACACCUUUAUUUGAUCACCACUUGUAACUCUUCACUAUCCUCCCAGCUGUUUAGGGACAUCACAAACUCCCUGCUCUGAUUACCAGUUUAAUGUGACCCAUAUAACCUAUUCUUAUUGGGGUGAGCUAUGAUUUCCUUGCAGUGUAUCAAGGCAUUCACUGCACUAAAUGCACCAUUGAUAACAUCCAUCACACCAUUGGUGCUGCAGUGACAUUAAAGAGCCGUUACAGCAUCAUUUCUGCACGCCCUUCCGCUCUUUUAUAGAGUCGCGGUUCUUUGUGAUGUUGCUGUACUUUAUCUUCCAUUGUUGCCUCACCGUGCUGCACAAUGAGAGUACAGUGGCCUCAGCGGACUGUGGGUGUCUGGCACAGCCAACAAAAGGCUGCGUGCUUUCAUAGGCUCCACCAACAGCUGUCCAAGUGAUACUGCAGAGCAGAGCGCACGCAGACUGGAGGGGGGAAUGGACCGGAGUCGGACAGCGGUGAGUUGAGCAACCGCAAGCCUGCAGCUGAUGAAGCUCCAGUGUGGGCAAGCAGACGCUUAGGAGAGUGGAACGAGACGUCUGUGGAUUUACCGACUCUUCUCAGGUGUGGAUAUCAGAAAAGGAACAACGGCAGACUACAUGUCUUUACAGGAACUGUCGCGCUCCUUUGGAGUCAUGUUCCCAGCCUUCUCUCUCCCCAUGAAAGCGGAGCGCAGUCGAAAUAAGGAGCGACUGGAAGCCAGUCUGGCCGGCUUGUGUGAACUGGAGCUGCUCAAACAGAGGCAGGAAAGAGGGGGUCUAAAAGCACUCUGCCCCCGGGACGUUCCUUUCGCUGGUCGUCCGCCCUGGGGUGCUCUACGGUCGACGCGCUGCGCCCUGGACGCACCAAACGGCAACGCGUCGGAUGAAUAUGGCCUCGGGCUCAAGAGUAACACUCUCCAGUGUUUUCCCCUGGGUGUUAAGUCAUCUUUGGAACAGCAGGUGGCGGAGCUGAAGGUGAACGCUGAGGUCAAAUCAACAGAACCUCCGACUGAUCUGGACGACAAGAGGCUAAGUUCGGGAGAAGUUUUGGAGACUAGCCAAACUGCUGCUCCAGAAUCAAAGUACUUGCGCUCCCACUCAGCCCCUGAGGGGUCCAGAGAGACGGGGACAGGAGAGUCCUGGCAGUCCUUUCCAACAAGACAGUUGUCUGUGACCGAUGCCAUAAGAGAGAUGAGAGAUGUUGAUCUCAUCCUUGAAGAUUAUCAACAAGCUCAAAAGGUAGAGACUUAUAUUCUGGGAUUAAUCCAGCGACGAGCUUUACCCACGCGCCCCUCCAAGCCCCGCACCAGCCUGGCUCAUGAUGCCCGAGCUGUGACUCUGGUGCGACAGAGCAGUUUAUGUCACAAGGAGGAACACCAUUCCACAAAGCAGGCGUCUGCUCAACUGAUGUCACCUCCAACCCAGUGUUCUGAUGGAAAUGCUCCACAGGUCUGCCACAGCCCAAAUCAAGAGCGUUAUCAUGGGACAGAGUUUACCGAAGAUGCUCCGCCCCCAUAUCACCACCUUCAAAAGGUCCAGCAUCAGACAGGGUUUUAUCCCAAGCCCAGACAGGCCUCUGGAGUUACCACCUCAGGCUCAGCCUCACCAGAAUACCCAUCUCACGUUGUGCUGCAAGGCCAUCAAGACUCCAGCAACAGUGAAAAUGAUUCCCUACAACAUUUCCACAACUACCACGUCCACGCAGCUCAGACAAAGGCUCAGCAUCCCACUUCUCCCGAUGAACAGUUAGUUAAUGCAGAGUAUAUUCCGGCCCAGCCCUGCCAGGCGUCCGCCAGAGCCUAUGCUCAUCAUCACUCCAAUCCCCACAAAAGCGCUGGGCAUCCCAAAGCCAACAGACAUGCCUUUUCCCCAGAAAGAAGUCAUCAUCACGAGGAACAGCAACCAACAGCGUCCCACAGCCAACCUGCCAAAUGUCGAGGCGGUCCAAAGAAAUGUCGUUUGAACGAAGAGAAAAGUGGUGGCAGUAAGAAGCCAGGGAAGAAGGCGUGUAGGUCUCAGUCAGAGAACAGUCUACAGAGGGUUCCAGAGCGCAAGUACAACACCGUGGAAAGGGACGGCGGAGGAAGCGGAAGUGGUGGAAAGGGAGGUCGCAGUAGCCAAUCCAAGAGCAAGAAACAACCGCAGGGAAGUGGAAACUACCGACGCUGGCAGUCCACGCUGGAGCUCAGCCAGGACGAGGCCGAGCAGCCUCCAGUUACAGCAGCACCCGUUCAGGCUUCAAACCAAAGAGAUCACUGUGCAAGGCGCACACGCAAGUCACGUUCUUCCAACCCGACAUACGUGUACCCACACCGCAGCCACAAUCACCACCAUCACCACCAGCAGCAGCCCCACCACAGCUCCCACCAUCAUCAGCAUGUGGAGUAUCACAUAGAGAGGGAUCAGGUGCAGGUGUGUAAACCCAGCGAGGACUACACCCACCAAGGACCAGGUGAGUCUGAGUCCAGCACCAGUGAGGCCGACUCCCCAGACUCCAGCUCCUUGUCCAGUGACUCAGAUGAAAGCGGAGGUCUGGUUUGGCCCCAACAACUGCCCCCUCAACUCUCCUUGCCCUCACCUCCUGCCCCGUCUGGAGCACCGAUGCAGCCCAAAGCUUUUGUCAAGAUUAAGGCGUCCCAUGCCCUUAAAAAGAAGAUCCUGCGCUUCCGCACUGGUUCGCUGAAAGUGAUGACGACCGUAUGAGGUGGAAAAAUGGACAAACCAACGAGACAAACUGUGAACGUAUGAGUUGUCAUCCAUACAUUUGACUCAGCCUUAUAAAGGAAUCUGCAUGAUCAUUUCAACAAUAUGGUAUUAAUUUUGUGAAAUUAGUUUAACACAGUCUGGAAGACAACCAAAGAGCAGCACACACUGAUCAGUUCUGUCAUAAUUAUAUGCCACAAUAUAGAAUCUAGCAGAACUGAACAUAUGGGAGAUACUCGAUACUUUGACAUCGUGUCAAAGGUUACAGUAGUUUGUGAGCUUUAUUUAAACGCCUCUUCCAACCAACAGUUGUUAUGUGGAACAUCAUUUUGGACUUUAAGCGAACCUUGAAUGAUACUUGAAGAUGUAGUACAGUACAAUGGUGUUGCUGACAGAAUUCCAACUGAAAACCAUUCACUUUUAUAUUCCAUUUAAUUGGCAGUUGCCAAUUUAGGAAUCCAAAAUACCAGCUCUCACAGACCCAGUGCUGAAGAAACAAGUUACUCUUAGUCUGAGUUUGUAAACUAAAGUUCAGUACUUGGUCUCAUUCAAAAUAGGAAAUUAUGCCAAACCUCACAGACGUAUCACAACACGAUGUGGUAGGUUUACUAUUUUAUUUGUCAGUGAUCUCACACUUGAAAUAUGAUAUGAGCAGAGCAUUGGUUAGUUUGUUUUAACUUUAACUUUAACACAAGCCUCUUUAGCUGAGACCUAAUUUGUUUCACACUUGUUUACAGUGCUUUGGCAUUCACGUUCAUGUUUUAUACGAUAGUGUUAUUCAGUUAGUUAGAUGAUUGUACGUGAGAGGAAUGAUGGGUGAUGAGAGUAUUGUACUGGCUGAAAUGUUGUUGUACUGGGUACAACUUAGAAUUCUUACAUCAGGUGUGAACCAAUUUUUUUUCACAGCAGAACAGUUACUGUUAAGGUCUUAAUAUAGCAAUGCUGAUAUUGUGAAUUGAACUUGACGAGUCAAUUUUGCCAUAUUCGUUUAACUUGUUCAACUUGUACUUCUUUCCAGAAAAGAUCUAGAGAAAAAGUAACAACUCAGUUUGGUUGUUUUAUCCACACUAACCUUUGAUUCCAUCUGAAUCUGAAAAGAUGUUUGACCCAACGUCUGCUGCAACACUGCAAUGCAAAACAUGAGAAGACGAUAGAGCUGGGAUGAGUGUUGUUAACCAAUCUGACUUCAGGCCUGGUCUCUAGUUCAGCUCUGGACUCAGCUCUUGACAAAGAUAAAAUCUUUCUUGUUAUUCUUUAUUUCAUAAAUCAAAGACACACACAGAGUCUUGUGUUUUUAAGGCUUUGUUUUUUGAAAGGAUUGCGUUGGUGUGACUGCAGCUCAGGUCAAGUUAGACCUAUUUUGGUUAUUUUUACAAAGCACAUUUCCCAGCAUUUCUUUUUUUUUUUUUUUGUCAUCAGUCUAUUCAUUUGAAUCCAGAUCAAAGAAUGUCAACAUUGUCAGAUCAAAACAAAUCCAAUGGUGAAAGCAUGCAAGUCUAUGAACGUCAGCCAUGCCAAAGAAAACAGACCAUGAAAUCAGACAUUUUUAUCAUAACAUUAUGUCUGCAUUAUGUCUAAGUAUGUAAGAAUAUAAAGGACCGUUCUGGGGCCGAUGGGCCACGGCUGUGUGGCCUGUUCAGCAACCAAAGGUAGUUAACAGAUUAUUAACUUCUCUACUGCACAUCUAGUUAAUACUGACAUCAGACCCAUUUAAGAUAUGGACUCUAUAUAACAAGAACAUAUGAUCAUUAAGAUCCAAAAGUCUCAUAAUUAAAAUCUUUACAGUCUAUAGUAUGAUUGGAGGUCUGUGAGGUAACGUGGCUUUUUAAAAAUUUGUUAAUGUGGUCUGCUCUCUGUCAUUUAAUUAAAAGUAAACAAUGUUAUUUUUAAAGGUAAUUGGAGUCGUAUUUAGAGAUAAAGAAUAACACAGUAUGACGUGACAGGAGACGAUGUUGGUUUAGUAUAAAAGUGUCAUUGUAUCAUCAAUAACCUGCAGCAUCUUUUAAAAACUGUACAAAAGCAAAGAUUUGAUACUCAUUUAAACCAUUUAUAUUCCCAACACGUUGUAUAAAGUGUCUAAGAUUCAAGCGUAACAUUUCUAACCUUUGUGAUGUCCUAUGAAAAGUAAAAAAAAGUAAGAAAAAUCGUUCUUCUGGGAUCUAAAAUGACUUGGCCUGGUUGAGUCAUCUCUAUAAAGCAUUUCUAACUUAAUCUAUUCUGUGUUGUACUCUUCUAACGUCAGUCACAGCAAUUACAAAUGUUCCAUUACAGAAUGAUCUCUUCUUUUUGGAAUCUCAGGUUAAUACAAAAGGACAGCUGAAAGAGUAACAUGAAACAUUUCAUGUUCAAGAAUCAUAACCCACAGACCUUGACCUUAAGGUGCUUUCACUGCUUGUACCUGACAGCUCAUUCUGGACCUCACACGUUCCCAUUUGGCAAGACAUUAUCUGCACAAAUGCAUUUUUUCCCUCUAAUCUGUGAGAAUGAACGAUAACCACGUUAAAAGACAGAAAGUCCUUGCUUGAACUUCAAUUGUUCCACUGAAAAUUCUAGAUUCCCAAUUCUUCAGGCCUCUCUGUGAGACUUUGUUUUAUUUUGUUUUGGGUUGUUUUUUUUUCUUGGCAAUGAAAAAAAGUCAUGUUUAAAUUCUAUUGCCGAUUAGUCAAACUCAUCCUGCAUGUUUAAAAUGAAUGUUUUCAUUGUCAAAGAACGAUCCUUUAUUUCUCUGCUCCACAGGGUCUCUCUUCUCUUUUGUGUUUUCUUUCUCCCCGGCUCCAGCGUUUGCACAUUGGAACCAUCUUGUUUUAAAGUCUAAAAGCCUUCCAUGUCAUAUAUUUUCUUCAUGAACAUAUGGUCCAGCAUUACAUUGUAUGUGGGAGAAACGUUUUAUGAUGACUUCUGUUUGUUAGAGGGAGGAAAUCUGAAGGAGGGAGUUGGGAGUGAAACACAAAGCACAUGUGGAUUUGUGGUGGAGAAGAUUCUGAGAUGAUGAAAAACUGAACGAACAUUUAUAUUUUUUACUGUUGUCGUGGACAAAAUCCAGUAAAGAUGCUUUAAUCGCUUUCUUUGAACAAACGUUGGAGCAUUGUGUAUAAAAUGUAAAGUUGCUUUUGUUUCACCAGUAGACUGAUACAUUGUUGCCAGACCAAUAAUGUAUUUAUUUUACAAAGUCACUUUAAGUGUUU
Messenger RNA from Cynoglossus semilaevis (tongue sole), 6402 nucleotides. RefSeq names its product dapper homolog 1-like. The transcript is spliced from 3 exons. Gene Ontology annotation, biological process: negative regulation of canonical Wnt signaling pathway. The record is from RefSeq and is a predicted model, not a curated record. NCBI's taxonomy places the organism in Eukaryota, Metazoa, Chordata, Actinopteri, Pleuronectiformes, Cynoglossidae. Gene Ontology annotation, cellular component: cytoplasm. The coding region runs from base 1133 to 3217 and encodes 694 amino acids.